AAGCCAUUAGUCCUUUACUUAUUAAUUUUUUCAAACUUUCUUCAAAAUAUUGCCCUCGUACGCAUUUUUCAAUUUAAAUUCAAAUCUAACUAUCUUAAUCUCUAUUUAGAAAUUGAUUAGAGGAGUCUUAAUUUAAAAAUAACUGCAUAGGCUUAAUUUUUAUUUUAUUUGCAUAGUAUAUGUCAUCUCUCUCUUCCUCUCUCUCUCUUUCUCUCUCUUUCUCUCUAUCUCUCUCGCACUUCGUCUCUCUCUUUUUUUUCUCUUUUUCAAUCUCUCUCUCUCUCGCUCUCUAUUUUUUCUCUCUCGCUCUCUCUCUUUUUUUUCUCUCUCUCUUUCUCUCUCCCUCUCUCCCCUUCCCUCUUUUACGAGUUGGCCUGCUUACGAUACAGCAUAUGACAAGGCCCGAUCCACAACAAUUCUCCACGAUGCUCGGUCCCUGGCUGCAACCUCCUGUUAAAUCUUCUCGUAGCAGCUGAAGAGUGCGGACGUGUUCUAUCAAGCGCUCCUCGACUGACUCGUAUUUUAUACCCCCGUGGUCAGUGCAGUGCAGAAUUACCUGUGCCCAAACAGUGCAGUGCUGGAAAGUGUUGUUCGUGUUUGGUGUUUCAGGGGUUUUGUGAUGUAGUGUAGUGCGUGUGGGAAAAAACAAACUUAGACAUCCCUUUACGUCGUUCGUUGUUUUCACAACGAGACGUUAAAGUAAAAAUUUAACAUUUUUAAGAACAAUCCUAAGGCACUUUACGUUGUUCGCUUUUCUCAAAGUGCUACAUAAAGUGAUAAGGCCCAAGGUUGUGGCCUGUUUUGUGUGUGCAGAUAGUGGAAGUUUCUAUGAAGUGAGUGUUUAAAGUCAUUAAUCUGGUGGACUCUCAUAAGACAUUUGUGUUCAAAAAAGAAGUGGUGUGGUAGUGAUCUUCUAACGAUAGCGAUCGUUACCCUACUAGCAAUGAGAAUGUAAAAGUGUGCGUCUUUCAGGCGAGGGGCAUGUAGAAGCAGGGGGAGACGGAUGGAAAUACGCGGAAUUACGCGUCAGCGAGAGCGUGUUUUGCUUUCUACACAGUUUUCGCACUCACACAAUCACACAUGUGUGAAUGUGUGCGUUCACUUUCAGCCAGCGCGCUCAGUUUGGUUUUCUCGCAGCGGCUUGCUGGUGUCGGUGUCUCGCUCGCACUAGUGCAGCGAGUGUUCCUCUGUGCGCUCCCUUUCUUGCCACCACACGAAAUCGUCAGUUCAGCUCAAGCGUUCGCCGUGAAAGGCCGCGCGCGUGUUAGCCUGAGUCCCGGGCGAUCGAAGUUUCGCUAAGUGUUGAAGUUUUGUGCACAUUGAAAUGAAGCUGCGCUUUUCUUUCACCAUUUAACUUAAAUGUGUGAUUUGCGCUGCUUUAUUUCAUUGUAAUUUUGCUGUAUUGAACAUCAACAACGGGAUCCACGCAGUUAGACGUCUAUUUGAAAUACGACGAUUUUUUGUAUAUAAUGAAUGUGUGUGGUUUGAAGCAAGAUUGUGUGAAGCUAUGUAUUUUAUUUAAAUGUGCUUUUAUUUGCAAUAAAAGUCAUAAAAUAUAAACCGAGUUUGAUGUGUUUAAGUUUUUGUUUUGAUUCGGGUGCACCAAGUCCGUGUGAAGCAAAGCGUACAGCGCGCUACGAAAGAAACGAGCGGGAGGGGGUGUCAGUCCAGCGCAGCGCAAUUCGCUAGAAUCAAGUGGGAGGGGGUACCAGUUCAGCGCAGCGCAAGCCGAAAGAAACGGGAAGGAAGGGGUAUGAGGAAAAUACGAUGAAACAGCGCGAGCGAGCGUUCUUUACAGCGAGAACGUCUCGUGUAUUUUAAAGGCAACCAAGAGAGCGCAUUCUCUCCGUGGUAGCGCUCCAUCCGCCAUUUUUUUUUCUCAGCCCAAAACAACGGACUUUGGAUCCGACUUCGGGCCGGACCCCCACCGCGUGUAGAAACACACACUUACCCCUCGCCUGAAAAUUUCGUUCUCUUUGUCUGUCGGGAAUUCUCUGCUUAUUUUCUGCUGCUUGGUAUAACCAGAACUCAGAGAAUAAGCAUAAAAUGAACCAGCACUCAGUGACGUCACGGAUCGGAUCGAAUCCCGUCCGGAGAAUGACUGUUCCAAAUCGCUCAAGCCAUCACCACACCCGCUGUCAAAAUGAAAAAAAUCAAACACCACUGUUUUGUUUACUUUUUAUUGUAUAAAAACCGCGUGUUAUGCCCGUGUAGUGUGUACGUCGAAGCUUCCCAUUUUUUUUCGAUUUUAAACGCUAAACCUGUCUGGAGGAAGGUGUAGUCGAGCUCUGCUAAUAAUCUGUAAGUAUAAAACCAAUAAUUAUUUUUGAUAAAUUUCAACAUAUCACUCCUUUUACUAACAUUUUCAUUAUUGUAGGCGUCUUGUGAUACCGACUUCGUGUAUUCGAGUAAAGUUAUUUUCUUUUACUGUUUGCUAGUGCUGCUAAUCUGUAAGUAUAUUUUUAGAGCAUCAUUAUAGUUGUCAACAAAACAAACCACAAAAUUGAUACUUCCUUCAUCGUCAUUGUAGGUAUUGAUGGAAAAAUCUAACGCCGGUAAUGGAAGUGUUGCUGAAAGCAUUGCUGUGCAAAAUAACAGACAGCUACAUACGCACACCAAUAUGAUUUCUGACGUCCAUCUAAAAUUGGACGAGUUAAUUGUGCAGCAACAACAGCUUUUAACACAACCUUCUCCGAAUUCUAAUGAUGACCAUAGUGUUCCGGUUGAACAGGAAACUGAAUUUGUGUUUGCAUUUAUUGCAUCAGAAUCAGCCCUGGAAGAGUUCGAUAAAAGCCUUAAUUUGGAGGAACAAUUUGUUCAAAUGAAGGAAUGGCUUAGUAAACAGAUUACAGCUGUACAAGGGAAAAGAAGAAUGCAUGAUGCAUUGUAUCUUAUGUUCAACAGGGUUUUUCUUAUUUAUUUCAUUUAUUUAUUUAUUACGAUACAAAUAUCUGCCUCAGAGGGCUAAAUAUAGGGAAACUUACUGACUAAAACUUAAAAUUAAUGAUAGCAAACAAAUACUUAAAACUAACUAGACAAACAUAUACUAGACAGCAAGCAAUUUGUAGCACAGCCAACACACGUAAAAUGAAAGAAUUAGGAUGGGGAAACAAAAAGGGAGUCAAAGAACUGAAGGAAGAGAGGGCGAAGGGAUUGAGGGGGAAUAUGAAAAUCAAACAUACCAGAGGCACUGUUGAAGCGAUGCAGGGAUCGAAAAAACGGAUCAUUGGUGCCAUACAGCGUUCUUCUCGACGGGAUUUGAAGGAAAUCGCGGCGUCGAAGAAAGCGAGCAGGCGCGUACAGCGGUAUUCUGUUAAGAAGUGAAGGACAAUCAAUCUCGUUCCGAAGCAAACCACUGAUAAGCAAAGCUUGAGAAGCAGAGCGACGAUCAUGCAGUGUCAUCAAUCCAAGCAUACGGCAUCGGACUUCAUAAGGGGGAAGAGAAGCACCCGAUUGCCCUAAAAGACGCCUAAUGGCAAUACGGGUGAAUCUGCGUUGAACACUUUCAACCCUUUCAAUCCAUACCGAGCUGACUGGGCACCACACAAUGCUAGCAUAUUCUAAAAUAGGGCGGACUAAGCUACAGAAAAGGGCUUUGAGGCAUAUAGGGUCACGCACAUCAUUUGCCAUAGCACAAAUCAUUCCUAGUACACUAUUGGCAUGGUUAAUGGUACGCUCAAUAUGAUGGUUGAAUGACAGCUUUGCAUCAAGGUGAACCCCAAGAUCACGAAUGACAUUAACACGAUUUAAUACAACAGAGUUUAGUGAAUAAUUAUGAGACAACACAUUUGAGCUCCGAGAGAAAGAUAUACAAGCACAUUUAUCGAUACACAGGGAGAGAAAGUUAGCAGAACACCAAAAGGAGAAAGAGUCUAACAGACAUUGAAGAGAGACACAUGAAUUAGAGUCAGUGAUAGGACAAAAUAUUUUUAAAUCAUCUGCAAACAUAAGGAAGGAAUCGGAUGGAAGAACAGAGCACACAUCAUUGACAAAUAAAAUAAAAAGUAAAGGACUCAAGACACUACCCUGGGGUACACCCGACGAACAUAAGAAAAACCGUCAUUCAAUUUAACACAACAAAAACGAUUCGAUAGAAAUGAUUGUAGCCAUUCAAGAAAGAAAGGAGAGAAGCCAAGUUUCUUGAAUUUAGCAAUGAGCAGAGAAUGGGGGAUUUUAUCAAACGCAGCUUUGAAAUCGGUAUACACAGCAUCAACCUGCAUGCCAGAGUCCAGAUUUAAGAGUACUGAGGAAACAAAUUCCAUAAGAUUAGUAGUGGUGGAGCGGCCAGCCAUAAAGCCAUGUUGAUUUGGAAUGAUCCACGAUUUCACCAUUUCCAUUAGAGGUAAACGAAUAAAAGAUUCAAAGACUUUGCUGAACGCCGAUAAAAUAGAUAUGCCACGAUAAUUAGAGAUGCAACCACGAUCACCCUUUUUAAAAACUGGCCUUAUCCAUGCUUGUUUCCAAAUAUUCGGAAAACUAGCCGUAGACAAAGAAAGAUUAAAAAGGAAAGAAACAGGAAGGGCUAGUGCUUCACGACAAUGAAAGAGUAAAGCAGCAGGAAUACCAUCGGGACCCGGCACUGAGGAUGGUUUACCGUUACCGGUUUAGGUUACUGAACGCACGUAAAACAGAAGCAGUGCUUACAGAAACAAAUUCAACAUUCAGGAAAUUGAGAGGGGUGAAUGAAAGACUGGUCUCAAAGCUUGCAGAGUUAUUUAAACCAUUUCCAUAGACACUCGAGAAAUGAUCAGCAAAAAGCGAACGAAUGUCAUUCGGGCACGUAGCAAGCACAUCACCAAGUGACAUACUAGUAGGGAGGCCGUUAUUGUUUCUCAUAGAGUUAAUGUAAUUCCAAAACGCUAGAUGGUUUGAACGGAAACGAGAUUGAAGACGCAAAACAUAUAAUUUAUGGCGAUAUCUGUUAAAUGAUCUGUAAGCGAAUGCUGCAUAUUUAAAUAACCUACGCGUGUACGGUGAACGCCAAGUCCUGUAAGCACGUGUAGCCCGAUUUCGAUCCCUAAGCAGAGAGCGCAGAUGGCGGUCGGACCAUGGAGGGGAAGGAGGUGGUCUGAAGAGAGGAGAACAGGAGUUUAAGGAAGUGAUAAGGAUAGCAUUGAACUGUGUUACAGCCUCAUUGAUGGACGUACAUUCAAACAAAAAUGACCAAUCAAUAGAGGACAAAAUUACACGCAGCCUAGCAUAGUCAGCCUUCUUAUAAUUAUAAAUAGGACUAAGAUUAACACUUUGCACAGAAACAGGUAAGUUGGCAGUGGAUAGAUAUUCAAUUUCAAAAACAAACGGAGGAUGGUGGUCAUUAAUUUUUACAAGAGGAAGAUCUGCCUCAUAAACGGAACACGGCGUGAAGUUAAGAGAAAACAAUAGAAUAAGGUCAAGCACACGACCAUUAUGGUUUGGAAUAUUAUUUAGUUGACAAAAUUCCAUAACGUUGAAUAAAUCGACAAAAAGUGCAUGACAUAGCAACGCAUUAUGAGGUGUAUAGUGCUGGAAAGGUGUCGUUAAAUUAACAGAAUUUAUCCACUGCAGAGAAGAUUGAUUAAAAUCACCAAGAAGAAUAAGUUGAUCCUUGUUACGCAAGCGGGCUUUGACAUCGUGAACGCAUUCUAAAAGUUUUUCAAACGUACGCAUAUCAGCUGCUAAGUAGGGUGGGACAUAGAUAACACCUAUAUAUAUAUUAAAGCACUCAUUUUUAAUCACAACCCACACACACUCAAGCGGCGCGGCAUUUACAGAAAUAGGCGCUGAUGCUAAACUGGUCGAAACAGCAAUGAGAAUACCGCCACCGCGAGUACGAGAACUAUUAUUUAUGUUACGAUCACAACGGUAAACGAUAAAUUUAUCACUACUAAAGAGCAUACUAUUGGGUAAAGAAUCAUCAGCCCAAGUUUCAGUGAAAACAAUCACAUUAAAAUCAGCAGCAUCGGCCGCUAGCCUCAAAUCAGUACAUUUUGGUCGUAACCCACGAGUGUUCUGAUAGUAAAUACUUAGCUAUUCAUUUGGUUCAUUUGACAACGACGGUUGUCUGGCAUGAUCACCACGGGUACGCUUAACAGGGGCAGGCAGGUUAUCUGGAGGCGACCGAUCCGAAGGUUUACGAGAGGAUCCAGUCGUUUUCGCAGGAAUGAACACCGAUGAAGACGAUGACGGAAUCGACGAGGUUGAUUGAAGAGCAGGAAGCACGGAAGUUGGCUCGGAACAGGUGUCACUCAGUGGAUGAGAGAGAGCCGAAGGCAGAGAAGCACUCUGAGAAGGCAUGCUGGCCAAGCGUGGUGUACUCAGAGUCUGCGCCUACACGCGAGGUCCAAAACAGCCGAAGUCAUACAAAAUCAUGAAAAAGUCUGCGCCCUUUUGUUCCGACGUCCUCGUGAAGUUUACCGAGCCGAACUGAAUAGUUGUGUUCGAGAAACAUGUGUACGUAUCAGGUAGCAGCAUUUGUACUGCUUACCUGCCGUAUGCCGCUGUGAUACCGAGCGAGACGCAUAGACAACGCAUCAAAAGGACAUGUGUAGCCGUGAGGAAAUUUUUCUUUGUCUCUUUUGCCUUGUCCUUGCCUUUAGAUCCUGAUGAGUGAAGCAUACAUACCUUUCGGGUACGUUCGGGGUAUAAGCUCUGUCCCUCUCAUCCCACCGGGCACCAGCACUCAGAGAUCGCUUGAAUACGCGCUUGAAAAAGAACUUGAGUUGGCGAAAUUAUUCAAGUGAUCCGUCGGGUCCCGAAGCCGAAGCAAACCCGAAGCCGAAGCAAAACCCGAACGGGGUUCGGCACGACCCUUCGUUAAAAUAGCCCCCUCCCCCUUUUUUGCCAGGAUUUCUUUCCGAAAUGAUACAGUGCACACCAUUAUACUAUCGUAAUUCGAUUUAUUGAAAAUCGAACCAACAUAGAAUACAAAAAAACACAACACUUGCACAAUUAUCACUGCAUUUAAUUCUAAAUCAACGCACAUAAUUUAAAAAAAAACACUUUUUACACUCGCACAGUGAAAAAAAAAAACAAAUUCAGCACAGCACUUUCUGCUCCUCAUCGCUGUUGCUCCUGGUUUUUCUCGCUGCACUGUACGGGCCACUGCUCCAACACUACGACGCAGCCACAGGUUUUUGUUGUCUCCGUUCGCCGUGAAACACACAUUAAAUGGAAGAAAAAUGAUAUUAAUAAGAAGGGGGGAUGUAGGUUGAUAAUUUUAAUCACUUUUACUUACCUCAAAUUAAACAAAAUUCCAUUUUUUACGGGGUUUAUCCGCCAAGCGCUGAAACACCACACGAGCACCAACCUCACUGGACUGAAAGUAAAGUCUACUGCGUGAAUGUGUGUAUGCGCUUCUGCCAAGCCAACCGCGCCGUACUGCGUGUGUAGCCAAGUGCGUGUGUGUGUAUAUUUGCACCACUGGACACAGAACACAAAUCUCACCGCAAAGCAGAGCGUGUGUCGCCAAGUGUAUGCAUGUGUGUAUUUGCACCACUGAAUUCUGAACGUCCGCCGCACCGCACCACACAGCGUGUAUCGCUAAGUGCAUGGCUGUGUGUUGUAUCACCGUGGUGUGGCCAAAUGUGUGCAUGUGUGUACUUGCUCCACUGAAAGCCGGUACCCAGCCAACAAUUUCCGAAGGCGCCCCGUGUUAAAAAUUUUUACUUUAAGCUUUCCUUAAGUUUUUACACUAGCAGCAGCUAAAGUAAAAACUUUCAGCACGGCACAAACCGACGCACACAUUCAAAUGCUUGGAUUGCUGGUCCUGCUUACGCAUACAUUUGUAUUUAUCCCUCCCCUUAUAUUUUCGGAUUGCUGGUUGUAGCAGUGACGCUUUUUCUUUUUGCUUUAUGCACACUUUCGCAUGCUAUUUAUUGGUGUUACUCUUUCCACAUGCGUUUUGGCACACUCACACUCUGUAUACGGCAGGAUGCUUCACCCCUUCCAAAUGCUGCGGUUGCUUUCUAUUACCCUUCCUCUCGUUCUUCCUUCUACCCUCUGCGCUAGGAUAUCCUCGACUGGUGCUGCGCGUGUUCAGCCGGCGCCUGUCUGGAAAUGACGCCACGGACUGGUGCUGCGCAUGUUUAGCCGUAUCCUAGGCGUCCUUGAAGUGCGCUCUUCUACGAAAGAGCUGUGAUGAAAUCUGUUGAUGAAAAUUAACCAACAAUUAAUCCAUGUUUUUUUAUAACAAAUUAAACAAUAUUUUGCAAAUAGGAUUAUAGAAACGCUUACCUUGAUAUUUUAAAACCGGACACCGUUUUCCUUCCGUCGAUCGUUUUGCGGGAUGUUGGCAACCGUCGAUUAACAUGCGCGUGCACCUGUAACUUUUUAGACGACAAGCGUUAGUUUAAUGUACACAUUCAAGCACACACAAGAAACUUACCUUAGAAAUUUACAAGGAUAAAUCAUUCCAUAAUUGAAGAAGAAGGAACACGGCACAAAACGUAAACGAGCAAAGUACGGGGCACAAGUAAUCACACAUCACUCCAACACAUCCUUCCACAGUGAAAGUUCUGGACAGACUGAGGAUGCCUAACACCCGGAUGAGCGCGAUAGCAGAAAAAUCAUGGGAGAUCGAGAGAGAUGUGUAGUUUCGGUUCAGCGGAAUACGCAUGCAGAUGCAUGCGUGUGUGUCACUCGAAGGAUAUCGGUUUCCCCUACUCCCGUUUUUCGUUCAUAGGCCACACGAUCGGCGUUGUGCCGUCCAAAAUCUAGAGAAAGAAGACAUGCUCUCUCGCUUUGGCACACAGGAAAGUUUUCCAAUAGCUUCGGUUUUGCUGGUUGGGUAUCGCACCAGAUUUCGGGUGUCGCCUUGUGCGUGUGUGUGUUAUUGUCACAGCACACUCGUUCGUCAUUUUUUUUCGUUUUUUCGCUUGAGCCACUCGAUUUCGUUCUUCGCUGAUUUUGGCAGCGCACGAAGGGGUUUCGGUUUCAACUUCCAACAACAACAACCACACGAGGAGGCUCGGGGACACUCAUCAGGGGAAAAUCGCUCAAAUUAGAGCGAGAGACAGAUAGAAAAUGUGAAAAGUCAAUAUAAAAUCUUCGGCUUUUGACUGUUGGGAUGUUAAUGGUGAAGAUAGAAUCGUAUGCCAUCGGCUCUGCAUUCGGGCGUGGGCAGGCCCGUGGACGCUGCCCACCGGUCACCAGCACUCAAAGAUCCGCUGAGAUUGAAGCUGGCUUUGAAGCUGAGUUGGCGAAAUUAUUCAACCGAUCCGUCGGGUCCCGAAGCCGAAGCAAACCCGAAGCCGAAGCAAAACCCGAACGGGGUUCGGCACGACCCUUCGUUAAAAUAGCCCCCUCCCCCUUUUUUGCCAGGAUUUCUUUCCGAAAUGAUACAGUGCAGAGAAUUAUAUCACAACAAAUUUAUUUAUUGAAAUUAAUAUCAUUUAUCUAACAAGUUUUACAAAAAUCAAAAACACAUGCACUACGAACACUGAACAUAAUUUCACAUUAACGCACAUUAUUUUAAAACACCCUUUCACACUCGCACAGUGAAUAAAAUCACAAAAUCGUCACAACACUUUCUGCUCUUCCUCACUGUUGCGCCUAGUUCCUUAAGCUACACUGUACGGGCCAAAUACGCCAACACUACGACACAGCCACAGGUUUUGUUGUCUCCGUUCGUCGUGAAACACACAUGAAAUGGAAGAAAAAUUAUAUUAAUUAGAAGGGAGGAUGUUGGUUGAUAAUUUUAAUCACUUUAACUUACCUUAAAUCAGAUAAAUCUCCAUUUUUCACGCUGUCGGUUUAUCCGCUGACUACCAAGCGCUGAAACACCACACAAGCACCAACCUCACUGGACUGAAAGUAAAGCCUACUGCGUGAAUGUGUGUAUGCGCUUCUGCCAAGCCAAACGCGCCGUACUGCGUGUGUGGCCAAGAGCGUGUGUGUGUAUAUUUGCACCACUGGACACAGAACACAACUCUCACCGCACAGCAGAGCGUGUGUCGCCAAGAGUUGCAUGUGUGUAUUUGCACCACUGAAUUCUGAACGUCAACCGCACCGCACCACACAGCGUGUAUCACCAAGUGCGUGGCUGUGUGUAGUAUCACCGUGGACUGCAGAAAACUGCCUACACUAGAACAGAGCGCUGGUGUGGCCAAAUGUGUGCAUGUGUGUACUUGCUCCACUGAAAGCCGGUAUCGCACCAGAUUUCGGGUGUCGCCUUGUGCGUGUGUGUGUGUUAUUGUCACAGCACACUCGUUCGUCAUUUUUUUUCGUUUUUUCGCUUGAGCCACUCGAUUUCGUUCUUCGCUGAUUUUGGCAGCGCACGAAGGGGUUUCGGUUUCAACUUCCAACAACAACAACCACACGAGGAGGCUCGGGGACACUCAUCAGGGGAAAAUCGCUCAAAUUAGAGCGAGAGACAGAUAGAAAAAGUGAAAGGUCAAUAUAAAAUCUUCGGCUUUUGACUGUUGGGCCAGCUUCAAUCUCAGCGGAUCUCUGAGUGCUGGUGACCGGUGGGAUCCAAUCGGGCGACGAUAGAUUUAACGGUAUUAGUGUUGCUUGCACUAUCGAUAUUUUUGGCCGACUCAUCUGUAAGCGUGUCGUUCACUGACACUACAGGGAGAUGACAAUUUUGGUAAUCGAUGAACUCACGGAACACGAGAGAUGGAGGCCAAGUAGCCGGAGAGAGAGCUUCUUCGCGCUUGCUGGAAGGUACACCGACCUUAAACGAUACGAAUGACAUCGUUUCGACGUUGGCGCCAAGUUUUACGAGACGACGCACCACAACGUCCGAUGGAGCAAGUGCAAGUCGAUUUGUAACCAUGGUAAUGACAUGCUUAUCCGUUACAGAUGUGUCGAAGCGCGACAUAAAAAUCCACGCCAAUGACUGUGGCCUUGGAGCCACAAAUACUGGAUCAUAUGUACUCCCCGAUCCCGUUCCUUGUUGCAUUGCAGGCGCAGGAAGCACUGCCGGCCAGGGAGCCGGAGGGAGGUGACGAGAUGGUAGAUCGAGGGGUAGUGAUGUUCGGAGAGGGCACCAUGCGUCUCUCUUACCAUAUGCAGAAUCAAACGAGGCACUCUCACUAAAUAGAUCCUGCUUUAGACGGUGAAGCAGAUCCGCUCUUAUCGAGUUAAUGGCGUUUCCUAGAGACGAGAAAAUGCCAUCCAUUGAAUUGACCAAGGCGGCCUCAAUCUCCGGAAACAAUACAGGCUUUUUCGAUUUACGCAAGGCAUCACAUUGUUUGCAUAGCCAGCACAGACCACAAUCUGCCAACAAUUCACUUAACGUGGAUUUAGAGACACCGGCACAGUGAGCAUGGAACAAACGGCCACACACCCCCGAACACGACAAGUGUAAUGGAUCACCAUUUGGAUUAAUUGCCGUAGAGCAAAUUGCACAGAUAGUCAUUAUGAUAACACUGUUACACUGGAAAGCAGGCACACAACGAGUGAUAUCGCAAAGCAAAUGUGUGCAAAAGUCACAAGCGAUAAAAAUUUUCCAGCCACAGGGCGAUUAAUCAAGCCGCGUUAAAACACUGGAAUAAGCAGGAGCGAUCAAAAACCACGUCUGUGCGUCACCAAGCGGAGAGAGUGAGUGCUUAUGGAGUGCUGUUGGAGCGGAAGAGGCCAAAAUGGUCGAAAAAUAGAGUUUAGAAAACAUAAGCAUUUACUAAAAUUAUUCCGUACAAUAGGUGCAGUACGGAACUAUAGAGGAAUGCUCUAACCAAAAAAAGAGAACAAAGUGAAUUUGUUAGGUAAGCACUGAGGGUGCAACAAAAAAAUAAUGUUUUUUCUUUAUUCUCUGUUAUCUUCGCUCUUGGGUGUUUUAUCGCAAUUUAUCGUUUCCGCGGUUUUUAUGCCUUUUUAACUGCUUGCGCACACACAAACAUCGCCUCAGCUGACAGUCCGUUGGAAACCUUACAACAGUUUCCAACAUGUAUAGAUUAGGCGUUUAAAAAACUUUUUGUAGACAUGAACUAAACUUCUGAAUAUGAACUAAUUCAAAUAAAAGUUGCUUUUCAACCGUAUAUAAUACAGCUAUUAUUUUUACUCUUUUGCAGUUACUUUCAACUCAAUUUUUUUUUAAUUUUUGAUUUAUAAUAAUUUUGUGACCACCAUGACCAGUACAUAAUCAAUUUAGUUGCGUCGUUAUGUUUCACGAUUAAAAUAAAAUAUGGGUAGGAAUGAUUACUUACUAUCCAAUCAAUUUCAAAACUAGAAUUAAUAGCUACUUUCGUUAAAAUAUGUGUUGGAAUUUGGAUAAUUAUUUUCGAACUUAAAUUUGAAUUGUACAUAAAACAAAGCGUUAGGAAACUAAGAUUAGGUUAUAAACUACUCGACGUUAGAAACUGCUCGAUCUACACGAAUUAUGAACUGCAUGAAAUAUUAUAUACAAAAAAGGACAAACGAAUAUACAGUUGCAAACCGACCAGCGAUAAAGGUGUACACUUUCCUAUUCAAAUUUCCUCCAAAUAUCACAGCCAGCCCCUUUUCGUGAAUAUAUUUCACAUUUUUGGUCCUUCGAACCGGAUCGUGAUAUACGGAGAAGAAAUAAGUUUCAUUCUGCAUCAAGAGUGGAAUUCGGUAUUCGUCGUCAAGUGUGCAAGUCAGUCCGUGACAAUUCCCGCCAUCGCAUAUCGCCCCGCAUCAAGGGCAACGGUCGGUUACACGCCAUCAUUUUGAAUUUCGCGCCAUCGCUUUGUUCGUUAUUUCCGUGUGAUAUCGCAGUAUUUUCUUUGUGCAAUGGAUAAGAAAAUUAAAGCAGUGCAACUGAAAAAGAGGAUCGCCCUGGAGAACAUAAAAUCGCUGGAACGGUUCCAGGCGAAAUAUUCGAGUGAUGACGCCAAGCAGAUUCCGGAGGUGUUAGAAGAUCUGGCGAAACAUAAGGAAGAGUUUUUCACCGCAGUUUCGAAACUGGAAGAGCUUGAAGAUAAAGACGAAGCGGUCGAAGCCAACAUAAUGGAACGGAUCGACAUUGAAGAACGCUGUCGCAAGCUAAAAUCAUUUCUACGGGAAAGACAGCCAAAGGAAGAAGGUUCGCUCAACGAUACAACGGGCUUGGCUUCCUCAACGCUUGCAUUCGGUCGACCCCACGCGCCAAAUUUACGUUUGCCCAAAAUCGAACUUCCAACAUUUGACGGAGAUCACACAAAAUGGCUUUCUUUCCGAGAUCGCUUCAUCGCAAUGAUCGACGCUUCAGCCGAGCUUCCAUCUAUCGCGAAGCUACAAUACUUACUGUCAUCGUUGAAGGGGGACGCGGCGGUACCCUUCGAGCAUACACCUUUAACGGCGGACAACUAUUCGGUUACCUGGGCGGCGCUUCUUAAACGGUACGACAAUUCUCGUCUUUUGAUUCGCGAAUACUAUCGCAAAUUGCACUACCUUCCGGGAGUGCAAUUGGUGUGCGUUGACAAGCUCACGCACCUGGUGGAUGAAUUCACCCGCUUCGUCAACGGGUUGAAAAAGCUGAACGAACCGGUUGACUCGUGGGACACACCCCUCUCAAACAUGCUGCUGAUGAAGUUGGAUCGAGAGACAUUGUUGGCUUGGGAGAAACAUUCCGUGCACUUCACGACGGACAAAUAUAAGGAUGUGAUCGACUUCGUGCAAGAUCGUAUCCAAAUCUUGAAAUCGACCAACAACUUCGUGAAGGAUCAAGCAGCUAGUGGUAUCAAGGUGGCCGGUCUCAUUCGUCAACCAGGGCAACGGAGAUUCAUCGCGAAUGCAGCUACAUCUCGCUCGGCUCCUGCUGCAUCGACUGCGCACACCCAACAGCCAAAGUGUCCAUUGGAGUGUUCCGAAGACCACACACUGCGCAACUGUCCAGUGUUCAUCGCCAAGGAGGUCCAACAGCGACGGGACGUCGUCGCAUCGAAGCGGCUGUGCUGGAACUGUUUGAGCAGCAAUCAUCAGGUUAGAGCGUGCAAGUCGGAUUAUUCGUGUCGCACGUGUCGUGAGCGUCAUCACACACUUCUACAUCAUUCACCACCCUAUGCUCCACCCGCAACGGUAACAUUGUCAGCUCAGUCGAAUGAAGACAAUGUGUUUCUGGCGACGGCAAACAUCCAGAUCAAGGAUGACUACGGGAACACCCAUGAAGCAAGGGCGUUGUUGGAUUCGGGAUCCAUGUCGAAUUUCAUCGCUGAGGAGUUCGCACGGAAACUGCUGACGAGUCGCAAAAGGGUCAACGUCGCUGUAUCGGGCAUCGGCAAUGCAGUACAGCAGAUCAAGGGUUCCAUCGUCGCUACCGUUCAGUCCAAGACACAACCCUUCGCAACGGAGAUGACUUUCUUGGUUCUGGACACGCCAUCCGCAAACAUCCCUACAUCACCAACGGACGUCUCUUCAUGGAAAAUGCCGGACGUGGCAUUGGCGGACAGCACCUUUAACAGUCCGGGGCAAAUCGACAUCGUCAUCGGAGGCGAUACGUUCUGGGAGCUCCACACCGGUCGCAAGUGCUCUAUCGGUAGAGGCAAACCGUGGCUGGUCGAAACCCACUUUGGUUGGGUUGUCACCGGCAACACUCAUCAUUCGUCAGUCGGUCCGCGGCUGUGCCAUCUAUCUGCAUACGACACCCCACUGGAGGAGACCAUGCAGCGGUUCUGGGAGAGUGAAACCAUAGCCGAGGAUCCUGUGCUAUCGGUUGAGGAGAAUGCUUGCGAGAAGCAUUUCGCAGCAACAACUGUUCGCAACUCAAGUGGAAGGUAUGUCGUUAGUUUGCCAUUUAACUCCAACCCUAAUAUCGUUUUAGGAGAGUCGAAGGAAAUAGCCGAUCGCAGACUGCGUUGUAUCGAACGGCGGUUGAACACCAAUGCUAAAAUGAAAGAAGAGUAUGUUAAAUUUAUGAAAGAAUAUGAGCAUUUGGGGCAUAUGAAGCGGCUUACCAGUCCUGCAAACGAUUCGGUAGAGCAUUACUACCUCCCACAUCACGCUGUCAUUAAGGAAUCAAGCACAACCACGAAGGUGCGUGUCGUGUUCGAUGCAUCCUGUAAGACUUCGAGUGGUUACUCAUUGAACGACAAACUCUUCGUGGGACCAGUCGUUCAAGAAGAUCUUUUAUCGAUUAUCCUUCGGUUUCGUUCUCGUGCCAUUGCUCUCACUGCAGACGUAGAGAAGAUGUAUCGGCAAAUUUUACAUAGCCCUCAUGACCGUAACUAUCUGCGCAUCCGGUACAGAGAACAUCCUGCAGAUCCUAUAUCGACAUUUGAGCUACAGACGGUUACGUACGGCACAGCCUCUGCUCCAUUUUUAGCAACCAGGACCCUAAAACAGAUUGCUCUUGACCACAAGGAAGAGUAUCCUUUGGCAAUGAACGCGGUCAUGAACGAUUUUUACGUAGAUGAUUUGCUAACGGGUACCGAUGAUUUGUCCGAAGCAAUCGUUAUACAAAGGCAAAUCUCAGACAUGCUAAAUUCAGCUGGCUUCACGCUGAAGAAAUGGGCAUCGAACCGCUCCGAAGCAUUGAAGAACGUUCCUUCAGAAGAUGUGGCGGUACAACUCUCGCACGAGUGGAAGAGCUCGAAACAAGUAUCCACACUAGGCAUCGUUUGGGAACCGGCAACUGAUACACUACGGUUUCGUAUUGAGAUACCACCUACAACACCCAGCAUGACGAAAAGGUUAAUUUUGUCAUAUAUCGCCAAGAUAUUUGAUCCCCUCGGGCUACUGGGCCCAACGAUCAUCAUCGCAAAGAUGUUCAUGCAGCAACUAUGGGCUCUCAAGAUUCAUGGAAAGGCAUAUGACUGGGACAGCGAGCUACCAUCGCACUUACAGCAUGAAUGGUCGAAAUUUCACUCUACAUUAUCUUCACUACGCAAUUUGACAGUCCCACGGUACAUAUCGCAAUGCACGGCAACAAGUCUGCAAAUUCAUAUCUUUGCUGACGCAUCACAACUAGCAUAUGGUGCUUGUUGCUACAUUCGGGCUGAAAGCAUGGAAGGAGUCACCGUGCAGCUGCUAACAGCCAAGUCAAAGGUCGUUGCGUUAUCCAAUUCACAUUCCAUAGCUCGAUUGGAAUUAUGUGCAGCACGACUAGCCACACUUCUUUACGAGAAGGUCCAGCAAUCACUGAAAAUUUCUGCUACCACCAUCUGUUGGACCGAUUCCAUGACUGUCCUUCACUGGCUGAAUUCAGCACCAAAUCGAUGGAAGCCCUUCGUUGCAAACAGGGUUGCAAAAAUUCAGCACACGGCUGGAAUACAAUGCUGGAAGCAUGUUCCAGGCUCGGACAAUCCAGCAGACGACAUUUCGCGAGGUUUAACGCCGGAAAAGUUGCUAGUGUGUGAGCGCUGGUGGCACGGGCCACAUUGGUUAGCACGCAACACGGAAGAAUGGCCACAGAACACACCAUCACCAGGCGAAGAUGAGAACGCAGAAGAAGAAAGGUUAUCGUCACGGGUUGCAAGCACAGCAUUAAUCUGCGAAUUUCGAAACAGUUUGUUCUCACGAUUUUCGAUCUACCACAAACUGCAAAGAGUUGUUGCACAUUGUUUGCGCUUUAUACAAAACGCAAAGCGCCGCGUAGGAAACAAGGUCCAUGCUAAGGAUAUCCCACCGCUCACUGUAGACGAACUCAAGGCGGCAGAACUCAAGUUGUGUUAUCUUUCACAACAAGACACCUUUUCCGAGGAGAUACAACACCUGCAGAAGGGCAAAGAGAUUCCGAAGAACUCCAAACUGAAAUGGAUUUCCCCUUUCAUAGAUACGCAAGGUAUUCUGCGCAUUGGUGGCCGGCUCAGUAAGGCACAUCUGUCGGAAUCAGAAAAACACCCGGUAAUAUUAUCAUCGAAACAUCCACUGUCCGCACUACUAGCUGUUUCGAUACACUUGAGUAAGCUGCAUGCUGCACCACAACUGCUUUUAACAACACUACGCCAAAGCUUUUGGAUAAUUGGCGGUCGCAAUUUAUGCAAGUCUGUGUACCACAGUUGCCACGCAUGUUUUAAGGCCAAACCCACACUUAUUAAGCAAAGUAUCGCCGAUUUGCCAACAUCACGAGUCACACCAACAAGACCAUUCUCAGUAUGCGGAGUAGACUAUUGCGGACCAAUCUAUAUAAAACAAACCAUACGCAACAGAAGUCCGAUUAAAGCAUACAUCGCCAUAUUUGUAUGUUUUUCAACAAGAGCGGUACAUAUCGAACUGGUUGGCGAUUUAACAUCAAUGCACUUCGUCGUUUGAUUGCACGUCGUGGUCAAAUCAGUGAACUGCAUUCCGACAAUGCAACCACCUUUAAGGGAGCGGCACAUGAGCUGAAUCGCGUCUACAAGAUGCUAAAGAGCGACGAACACGAUCGAGCUGCUAUAUUUGAUUGGUGCGCGAUGAAUCAUAUGAAGUGGAAGUUUAUCCCACCAAGAGCACCACAUUUUGGAGGUUUAUGGGAGGCGGCGGUGAAGGCAGCUAAAAAGCAUAUAGUCAGAACAAUAGGAACAACAAGCAUCACACAGGAGAGCAUGCUUACCCUACUUGCCCAGGUAGAGCAAUGUUUGAAUUCGCGACCAAUUACACCUCUAUCCGAUGAGCCGUCGGACUUGGAACCAUUGACACCGGGACACUUCCUCGUCGGUGGCAAUCUGCAAGCGGUACCAAUCAUCGAUUACACCGAGACCCCGAGCAACUAUUUGAGAGAAUACCAGUUGGUACAAAAACAUCUGCAAACCAUUUGGGCUCGAUGGUAUCCGGAGUACCUGCAGCAGUUACAAGCUCGAGCCAAAUAUUGCAACGGGAAAUCAGCGGUUCUGAAAGAAAAUACACUGGUGAUUAUUAAGGAAGACAAUGUACAUCCUACCUCGUGGCCGAUGGGGCGCAUCGUUGCAGUACACCCUGGAAAGGACGAUGUUGUUCGCGUCGUUACACUGCGCACUGCUUCAGGGAAGCAAAUCGUCCGCGCAGCUAAUCGUCUGGCAGUUUUGCCUAAUCCGGACGUAAUUAGCAACUUAGAGCAGAAGGAAACCACUGGCACUGAGUAACGCGCAGCUGCAAGCCACGCGACAUUGUUUACAUUUCGCACUCAUGGCAGAACAAGAUACACGCAACACACAUUCACACAUCUACACACACGAGCAGUAUGAUAGGAGAUAAGCGUCAGGUUCAAGAGUCGAACUGUUUUUGAAUUCUUUUUUGAACUCAUUUUUGGAUUUAUAUUUUGCAUGAAAUUUAAAGAAGUUCUUCUUUGGUGGCCGGGAAUGUUGGAAUUUGGAUAAUUAUUUUCGAACUUAAAUUUGAAUUGUACAUAAAACAAAGCGUUAGGAAACUAAGAUUAGGUUAUAAACUACUCGACGUUAGAAACUGCUCGAUCUACACGAAUUAUGAACUGCAUGAAAUAUUAUAUACAAAAAAGGACAAACGAAUAUACAGUUGCAAACCGA
This is a messenger RNA of Anopheles gambiae (African malaria mosquito), 18296 nucleotides long. RefSeq lists its product as uncharacterized. The coding region runs from base 12673 to 17109 and encodes 1478 amino acids. The transcript has a single exon. Lineage: Eukaryota; Metazoa; Arthropoda; Insecta; Diptera; Culicidae. The record is from RefSeq and is a predicted model, not a curated record. Gene Ontology annotation, molecular function: nucleic acid binding.